Messenger RNA from Diospyros lotus (date-plum), 1146 nucleotides. RefSeq names its product histidinol-phosphate aminotransferase, chloroplastic-like. The transcript has 9 exons. Gene Ontology annotation, molecular function: L-histidinol-phosphate:2-oxoglutarate transaminase activity; pyridoxal phosphate binding. Gene Ontology annotation, biological process: L-histidine biosynthetic process. The record is from RefSeq and is a predicted model, not a curated record. The coding region runs from base 1 to 1113 and encodes 370 amino acids. NCBI's taxonomy places the organism in Eukaryota, Viridiplantae, Streptophyta, Magnoliopsida, Ericales, Ebenaceae.
AUGGCAGACAACAAGAAAGCUGUUGUGAGUGGGGAUUCAUAUAUCAGGGCUCAUCUCAAGAACAUGGGAUCUUAUACUGCCAUUUUGCCUUUUGAGGUUUUAUCUGUUCAGUUGGGAAGGAAACCCGAAGAAAUUAUCAAACUAGAUGCGAACGAGAACCCCUAUGGUCCUCCUCCCGAGGUCUCCAAAGCUUUAGGGGCGUUGAAGUUCCCACAUGUGUAUCCCGAUGCUGAAUGCCGUCAACUGCGAGCAGGUCUGGAGAGUUAUAUUGGGCUUGAAUCCCAACACUUGAUAGUAGGCUGCGGUGCUUAUGAGCUCUUGGACUUGAUCAUGCGCUGUGUGCUCGAUCCCAAUGACAAAAUUGUGGAUUGCCCUCCAACAUUUCCUAUGUACCAAUUCGGCACGACUCUUCACGCUGGCCAAGUCAUCGAGGUACCAAGGAAGCCCGAUUUCAGCUUGGACCUGGAAAGAAUCAGUGAAGCUGUCUCGAAAGACAAGCCAAAAUGCAUAAUCUUGGCAUCUCCCAACAAUCCAGAUGGGAGCCUUGUAACGGAUGAAGCUUUGCUGAGGAUCCUUGAGCUACCCAUACUGGUUGUUUUAGAUGAAGCUUACAUUGAGUUUUCAGGUAUGGAAUCAAGGAUUAAGUGGGUUAAGAAGCACGAGAAUUUGAUUGUCCUUCGAACAUUCAGCAAGGUAGCAGGUUUGGCUGGGCUUCGGGUGGGGUAUGGUGCUUUCCCUUUGAGCAUGAUUGACUAUUUUCGAAAAGCAAAACAACCAUUCAGUGCGUCUGUGGCUGCUCAAGCUGCCGCUUGUGCAGCACUGCAAAAUGCUUCCUAUCUGGAGAAGGUGAAGAAUGCGUUGAUUAAAGAGAGGAGGAGGAUGUAUGAGCUUCUGAAGGGCGUUCCCUUUCUCAAGCCCUUUCCUAGCUAUGCCAAUUUCCUUCUUUGUGAAGUCGCCCCCGGGAAGGGUGCUAAACAGCUCAAGGAUGAGCUCGCAAGGAUGGGAAUAGUCAUUCGAUACUAUGGGGAUUUGAACACAUUUGUUCGCAUCACUGUGGGGAAGCCGGAACAUACAGAUGCCCUGAUGGAGUGUCUCCGACGCCUGGCUAACUGAUUCCAGGUUGAUGGCUUGGCUGCGUCAAGGGCU